This is a messenger RNA of Salmo salar (Atlantic salmon), 6866 nucleotides long. Its product is annotated as rho GTPase-activating protein 39. Gene Ontology annotation, cellular component: cytoplasm; cytoskeleton. Gene Ontology annotation, molecular function: protein binding; GTPase activator activity. NCBI's taxonomy places the organism in Eukaryota, Metazoa, Chordata, Actinopteri, Salmoniformes, Salmonidae. The record is from RefSeq and is a predicted model, not a curated record. Gene Ontology annotation, biological process: signal transduction.
GCAAUUCGUUCUAGGAGAGAAUGCGUGCAUGAUAUUCCAUCCAGGAGAGUGCGACCAGUUCGCUGACUGCGGCGACAGCGAUUUCGGCAACAUGGGUAACGUUGUGGGGAUUAUUACUAACGGAUUUUAAUUGGGAGCGACCGGAAAAAUGGCAGAGAGGUUGGAGUGGGUUGAGAUCAUCGAGCCACGCACGCGGGAGCGCAUGUACGCCAACCUCCUCACCGGAGAGUGUGUGUGGGACCCCCCUCAGGGGGUGCGUAUCAAGAGGACAGGGGACAACCAGUGGUGGGAGCUGUUUGACCCCAACACCUCCCGCUUCUACUACUACAACGCUUCCACGCAACGCACCGUCUGGCACCGCCCGCAGGCCUGCGACAUCAUCCCCCUCGCCAAGCUACAGACGUUGAAGCAGCACACGGACGUGGCCUGCCCGGGAGGGACGGGGGGAGACAGAGGAGGGAGGACGUCAGCGGAUAACAGCCCAGGGAGGAGCAGUGCCGUCAGUAGGGAGGGGAGCACCUCGUCGUCACUGGACCAGGAACUGACCACAUCGGAGAAACAGGGGAAUAGAGAGGAGGCAGAGAGGACCUCUCCGUUCAGGUGGAACACAGGUACUAAGGAGAGGAUGCUGAUCAAGGUGACAGACAGAGAACCCAGCUUCCUCUCUCACCAGGGGAAUGGUUACUCCCCCUGCGACCCCCCCACCCUCACCCCAGUCCCUGCACCCGGCACUGGCACAGCCUCCCGUACCCGCCGAUCCUCUGGAGGUUCCGCCCCCCCUGAUGGCGCCCCUGACGGCUCUCCCAUCCUCUAUGUUGACCGCCACCAGUCGCCCUUCCUAAAACGGGCGGAGCUAGGGGGUGGAGGAACAGGGACCCACCGGCGCUCGUCGGCUGACUCACAGCCCUCUUCCCCCCGCUAUGCCUAUGAACCCCCCCUCUACGAGGAGCCCCCCUCGGAGUACCAGCCCCCGCCCAUCUACGAGGAACCUCCCACAGAUGUGAUGCGCCACCUGGGCUCUGACUCCUCCUCCUUGCUGUAUGGCACAGGGAAGUCCCCCACCCGGGGAAAUCCCUCCUCGGGGACGCCCCUCUACCACUCGCCCAAACAGAGCCACUCCCCCUAUGGUCAGCUGGUGCUGACCAGACAGAAGUGUCCAGAGAAGACACAGAGUCUGGAGUACAGCCCUGCAGGGAAGGAGUACGUCAAACAGCUAGUCUAUGUGGAACAGUCCUCCUCCAGCCCGCGUUUUAAGACGUCCGACCGGCUCCUUCGCUACGGGACCUCCACGGCCACCCCCUCCUCCACGGGGGGUUAUGGGGGCUCCUACGGGGGAUCCUACACCCUCCAACACAGCCAGAGUCUGAUCCGGGACCCCCGGCUGCUGCUGGACUACGGGGGCGGAGAGGGGGGCGAAGGCGGGGGCCAGAGGCUGCUCUACGAGGACUCUAUGUCCUGGAGCUCCAGUCAGCACCACUCCCUCUCCCUCUCUGGGUCUACAGGAGGAGGGGGCUUCUCGCCCGGUGGCAACCGCAAACGCAAGACCCGGAAGCCCUCCCUGCCUCAGGAGCUGGGGAGUUGUGGCGGGGUGGACCGGGAGGAAGGGCCAAUGUCGGGGACCCUGUCCGAGGCGGUGAUGAACCAGGCCAGGCUGGCAUGGGAGGCCCAGCAGGUGAUGAAGCAGAGGAGCAGUUGGGACUCAGCCCCGGGGGGAGGGGGAUCGGCUGGUGGCUGUGCCCAGGGAGGUGUGUCUAAAGACGGGUACGAGAGCGACGGUGCGGUGCCCCUCCCCCUGCCAGGCCCGGUGGUGAGGGCGUUUAGUGAGGACGAGGCGUUGGCACAGAGCGACGGGCACCACGGGCAUUACCACUGGAAACGCAGCACCUUCGACAGACUGGGCUUCCCUCGGGCACUACUGGAGAAGAGCCUGUCUGUACAGACCAACCUGGCCUCGCCUGAGCCCUUCUUACACCCUUCACAGUCGGAGGAUCUUGGAGCCUGUGCUCAGUUUGAGGCAAGUCGUAAUGCUCGGAACAUGAUGCCCAGCGCAAGCUGUGGAGUUUUCCCAGAAUUCACCCUGCGGAAGCCGUCCUCGGAGACCGACAUCGAGAACUGGGCCUCCAAACACUUCAACAAACACACACAGGGUCUGUUUCGGCGUAAGGUGUCCAUAGCCAACAUGCUGGCGUGGAGCAGUGAGCCAAUCAGGAAGCCCAUGAUCGUGACGUCAGACCGUGCGGUGAAGAGGGAGGCGGUGGAGAUCUUUAAACUAAUCCAGACCUACAUGGGAGACCGCCGAGCCAAGACUGACCCACUCACUGUCGCCCUGGAGACUGGCCCACUGAACAUCGCCCUGGAGGUGGCAGUGCGUGGUUGGAGCAGUCAGGGUCUUCGUGAUGAGCUCUACAUCCAGCUCUGUCGUCAGACCACAGAGAACUUCCGCUACGAUAGUCUGGAGAGGGGCUGGGAGCUCAUGGCUGUGUGUCUGGCCUUCUUCCCCCCAACUCCACGCUUCCACUCCUACUUGGAGGGAUACAUCUACAGACACAUGGACCCCCUCAACGAUACUAAAGGAGUGGCGAUAAGCGGCUAUGCCAAAUACUGUUACCGUAAACUGCAGAAGGCAGCUCUGACCGGAGCUAAGAAGGGGUUGCAGAAGCCGUGUCUGGAGGAGAUCAAACACGCCAGGAACGCCAUAUUCAGCCCCUCCAUGUUUGGCUCCUCCCUGGAGGAUGUGAUGUCACUGCAGAAGGAGCGUUACCCCGACAGCCAGCUGCCCUGGGUCCAGACACGCCUCUCAGAGGAAGUUCUGGGGCUCAACGGAGACCAGACAGAGGGCAUCUUCAGGGUUCCAGGUGACAUAGAUGAGGUCAACGCCCUCAAGCUGCAGGUGGACCAAUGGAAGAUCCCCACGGAUCUGGAGGAUCCUCACAUCCCAGCAUCUCUGUUGAAGUUUUGGUACAGGGAGUUGGAGGUGCCGUUGAUUCCGCAUGAGUUCUAUGAGGAGUGUAUCACUCACUAUGAUGACCCUGAGGCUGCAGUCAACGUUGUCAUGGGCCUGCCUCACAUCAACAAACUGGUGCUCUGCUACCUCAUACGCUUUCUACAGGUGUUUGGCCAGCCUGCCAACGUGGUGAUAACUAAGAUGGAUGUGAACAACCUGGCCAUGGUGAUGGCUCCCAACUGCCUGCGCUGCCAGUCAGACGACCCACGCAUCAUCUUUGAGAACACGCGUAAAGAGAUGUCCUUCAUCCGCGUGCUCAUCCAGCACCUCGACACCAGCUUCAUGGAUGGCCUGCUAUAGCCCCCCAACUUCAAAACUACCAUACGACACGGGGCGCCUCCCUCCCUGCUAUAGCCCCCACUUUUCAACUACUCUACCCUGAAAAAAACCACACGGGUUGCCCCCCAAUUUCAAAUAUGCCCAUAAAUCCACCAAGGCCCCACCUGCCCCACAGACCCUGUUCUAGCCCCCAAACAUCAAUUGGGAUGACCAGUUGGGAUACCUCCCAACUCCAACUACCCCCCAUAUACCUUGCUAUAGCCCCCAAACUACAACUACUGACCCCCAAACCAUCCAUCCACACAGGACAGGAUGACCCCCUACCUCCCCGACGGAGUCCCAACCCAGCCUGACCCGGACCCCUGACCUCUAACCCCACCCUACACACAGGGACUUGUGUCUCACACACACUGAUGUACUGGGUUACACACACUCACAUAGACAUACUCUCACAUAUACAUUUACUGACGCGUACACACACACACUCACUUGUAUAGUACACAUCCAUACACACAAUUUCUGAAAUCAGGGUGUCGGACCACAAAUCAGCUCCGAACCCAGAGCUACAGUCAAACUGCCAUCAAAGAAGGUGGAUAAAUGAAGAUGUCCCACUCAGGCUGUUUACCAUUGAUAAAAAUGGUCACAGUUCCGGUCUGCUUAAGGGAUGACUCUCUCAUAAGUACCAAUGCAUUAGCAGCUGAGUCUGGUCUGCUUAGUUCAUUGACUGUAUAUGAACCAGAAAAAAAGGAGGGCGUGAGAUGUCUCGCUUCCUCUUCUGUCUCUGCUGCCAUGAAGCCUGUCAGUCCAUCUGCACUGUUGUCACCAACCAACUGAUGGCAAUAAAGUUUUUAUUUCAAUUUUUUUGGGACGGUGGAGGCGAAUCCAGGUCAGGUGCUAGAGGGGAUCAUCGCAGCACUGCCAAUCAACCGUGACUGUUGCAACCGGAAGUGAUAGACACCCCUACAGCCCUUACCACCCAUCCGCCUGGUACAUAGGCCCUUCUGCCCCGCUCACCCCUCUGACCACCCAGACAACCACACAACCUCUACCCCUAGAGCCCCUCACCCUCUCACUAUCUACCCCCAACACAUCCUCAAGAUGGCGCACACCUCUAUAGUCUCAUACUGAUAUGAUUUCUGAAUGUCUAAAUUGAGAUCCGUCCACCUCUGUCUGUCUGUCUGUCUGUCUGUCUGUCUGUCUGUCUGUCUGUCUGUCUGUCUGUCUCUCUCUCUCUCUCUCUCUCUCUCUCUCUCUCUCUCUCUCUCUCUCUCUCUCUGUCAGAAAAACUGUACCUGUCUUUUGGACCUGUAUAAAAGUAUUUUCUUUAAUAGCUGAUUUGACUGGGUAUGGAUUAAAAAUAUAUAUAUUAUUAUUUUAUUAAUUGAUUUGUUGUAUUUUUAACUAUUUUAUAUAAUUUAAUUUAUUUAUAUUUAUUUCAGCAAUAUUUCCUUAAUGCCUUCUUCUUAGACAAUAUAGUGUGGAGUGUGGACAUGUAGGCAUGUAUGUGCUUGUGUGUGUGUUUUCAAUACAAUAGGGCAUAUACAUCACAUGUUGAUAUGCACAUACAUGUUAAUAUGUGCUCUCUGAAGGGUACAGUUGGUGUGUCUCUGUGUGUCUGAGAGUUAAGUCCUGCUGUUUUUUUUGUUCUGUUCAAUCUGUGUUUACACACGCACACACACACCACCUUAAACCUAAUUAAGUCCAUAAUCUCGCAGAAGGACUCUCACACUCUUACAUUCACGGAAGCCCUCACGCACUCAGACAUUGCGUAUCUGUGGAUGGAUAUUUUCUGCGUUAAAUAGCGGUCAAGCAACAUGUUGAAGAGAUAAAGUGGAUGAGUGAGGAAGAACGUGAGGGGAGAAAGGGGUGUAUGUCACUAUGUACAGUACCAGUCAAAAGUCUGGACAGACCUACUCAUUCAAGGGUUUUUCUUGAAUGAGUAGGUGCAUCCCAAAAGGUACCCUAUUUCUUAUAUAGUGCACUACUUUUGACAGAGCCCUGGCGGGCCCUCGUCAAAAAAGUGCAUUAUAUAGGGAAUAGGGUGCCAUUUGGUAGGUACACAAAGUGUGUGUGUGUCCUUUAAUCAAUGACAUCUAGCAUUACAACACCUGGUUACCAAGUAAGCCUACCUAGGUUGCACAAGGACUGGGUGCAUUCUAUCAGGGUGAAACUUUAGCGGGACCUGGAACAUUUCUAAUCAAACAAAGCUUGGCAUCAUCUGACACAGGAACAGGAUACAUGUUCUUUGACACCGAAUACAUACAGGAUACAUGUUUGAUCACAUUUGAAUGAGCAAAUAGUUCUGAUGAUUGUGACAGUGAGACAUGAACACAUGAUCUAGUCCAAAAGAUAGCCAGCUGCUCAUUGUGACUCGUCCUGCAAAAAAGAUUUCACGACAGUCCUGAUGGAAAAAGCAAAUUGGAAACCGCAAAUAAUCAUCAUAUCGUAUCGAAGUAAACUUCGAGUCACGUGAUGAUAUGUUGAGGAUCUUAAUCCAGAGAAAUGAUGAUCGAUACUUGGCUGCCUUUUGACAUAUUAAAAUAAUCUCGCUCUUUUGUCCAUAAUAAUCUCAUCAUAUAGGCUAUCCUACGCACACUGUAUCUGCAAGCUGUUGGCUAGAGAGCACGUGCCAAGACCAGAGUGGGCACAGUCGCAAUAUAACGCUAUUUAUUUUUUUACAUAACCCCAUUUAACUUGUAUUAUUUCUUCGGUACAUUGUCAUUUAACCGCAAAUGUUAUUUUUAUGUGCACUACGUCUUAAGACACAGAGUUUUUCCGCAACAGGUCAGUUUAAUGGAAACACAUCUAGGGUAGGAAAAUCCAUAUUUUUGAAUAUUCACAUGAAAAUCUGUCACCAAUUGGAUGUACUCUUCAUUUACCUCUCAACAAUGGCUGAAUUACAAUCUGUAAGUAGUAGAACUGUUCACUCGUACUUUGGCCAAUACUACAUUUUUUACUGACAUGUUUAAAACAAUUUUCUAUAAUGGAAAGGAGGGCAUACACUCACAUGUUAACAACAUAGACUACAAAGGGGCACUGCAAAAAUACUACUCUCAGAGACAGAAAGACGGAACAAAAAUCUGUGUGUGUAUGUGUUUGUGUAAGGGAUGGCAGUAGAAAAUCGACCAAUCAGCAUGCAGAACUUCGGGUCACCACUUUUAAAAACUAAGUAAAUAAAAAAAAUACAUGAAAAAAGAAACAUGAAAUACUUACAGAAAGGAUUUACAAACAUGAAGUGUUAAAAAUAAAUGUUUCCACUUUAAGAGAUGAUUUUCAAUCUCUUUUUAAUCUCUUUGUUUUCAAUGAUUACUGGUUGGUUCUCGUUUUUUGAUUUGUUGCUACAUAUGUUCUUCUUACAGUUAGUGUCCAUACUGUUAUUAUCAUUAUUAAUGUAAUUAAAAUGACUGAUAUUGAUCACAAGUAAGGUGGGAAUCAGCUGCUAUGUACUCUGCUCCUCACCUCCUCCUUUUCUUCCUCUUACUUCUCCUGCUCCUCAACAUUUUCUUUUCUCUUUUAAUGUCCACUGUCUGUCACUCAAACAAAAAUCGACAUUGUUUAAUAAACAAUUAAAAUGUGAAAUAUU